CGAAACGCUCAUGACAGCAGCUAAAAGUGUAAGGCUUGAGUUAGUCAGUCGUUGGAUGCUCUAGCGGCAGAUACAGCCGGAGUGGGUCGAAGAGAGCCACAGUCCCCCAUUUGAAGCCAAAGCGAUCAUAAACUGCAUCGCCUUUUCAUUAGCUCAUAACAUGGCCGCAUCAGUUCUGCUCGCCUGCGGUCUAAACGAGCAAAAGUUGCCCGGUUUCGUGCACAUCAGCGAGGAGUCCAAUGUGGAUGGCAGCUUCCUCAUCAGUUGCAUACUAGGCCAGCGUCUGCGCAUCUCCAACGCCGGCACCCUACUUGUCUGUCUUCAGCAUCACUACCAGCACUAUUUCAAUGCCGGCAUGCGGUUGGGUUACAACUCUAAUAUAUUUUUGGGAAAGACGUUGAAUGUGAUUGACGCGCUCAGUGAUAUGUCACGGCAUGGCUUAAGUUCAAAAUGGCUGCGUACGCCGGACGGUCGUACGUUGACUGAUCAGCUAAUCUCCGAUAUACGCGCCCAUUUGGCCAGCAAUUAUGGUAGUCGCAACAGCAUAACUAUAUUGAUUGACAAUCUGUCGAUACUUUUCAACCUGGGCGCCACAAAAUUGCAGGUGCAGCAAUUCUGUCAGGCACUCGCUGCCAUUGCUAAGGAGCACGAUAAUCUUACUGUCAUUACAAAACUGAGCAAUAGCGACAUCCAUCAGCUAACGGAUAACAACGUGGCCAAGUGCUCAUCAGUGCGCAUCAGCGUCCUUAAGCUAAAGAGCGGGGUAUUUCGAGAGGUCGAUGGGAAGCUGUUAAUAGAAAAAGUAAUUGACGAGGGCAGCUAUGCCUGCGAAGAGUCUCGCAAGGAGGUCCUCUAUAAAGUCAAUGAUCGCAAUGUAAAAAUAUUUAAUCCCGGUGAAAUUGGCGUUAAGGUUUAGAUGAAUUUUUAUGGGUUUUUCUUUCUCUUUCGAUGGAAUUUAAUAAAGCGAAAUUUUUGUAUAAUCUAA
Scaptodrosophila lebanonensis is the source of this 985-nucleotide messenger RNA. RefSeq lists its product as uncharacterized. Gene Ontology annotation, cellular component: elongator holoenzyme complex. NCBI's taxonomy places the organism in Eukaryota, Metazoa, Arthropoda, Insecta, Diptera, Drosophilidae. The record is from RefSeq and is a predicted model, not a curated record. Gene Ontology annotation, biological process: tRNA wobble uridine modification. The transcript has 2 exons. The coding region runs from base 161 to 916 and encodes 251 amino acids.